This is a messenger RNA of Actinia tenebrosa (Australian red waratah sea anemone), 1002 nucleotides long. RefSeq names its product leucine-rich repeat-containing protein 57. The record is from RefSeq and is a predicted model, not a curated record. Gene Ontology annotation, cellular component: cytoplasm. Lineage: Eukaryota; Metazoa; Cnidaria; Anthozoa; Actiniaria; Actiniidae. Gene Ontology annotation, molecular function: protein binding.
CUUCAGCUGAAAGUCAAGCAAAAUAAAAGUGGUUAGCUUUUGGCCGUUUUACUGUUCUCUUUAGAUUACUCUAGUCCCGAUUCGCUUGAUGUAGGGUUCCUGUUAAAGAGUUGGUUCAUAAGAAGCCUAAAAUGGGGAGCAAUAUCUCUCAGCAUAUCGACAAUGCACGAAAAACAGGAGUGUGUUCACUGGCGGGGAAAAACUUAUCCGAGGUUCCACCUCAGCUUUUUAAACUUGGUGACUCUCUGAGAACUCUGGAUCUCUCAGGAAACAAAUUCAAAUCUUUGCCGCCAGAGAUUGGUGAACUUACUGGUCUCAAAAACUUAACAUUAUCUUCAAAUCGAUUUGAAACACUCCCAAAAGAAAUAAAUAAAUUAAAGAAACUUGAAACAUUUGCUGCAAACAAAUGCUCCAUCAAAUUGUUACCAGCUGGAGUCUUCACUGGAUUGCACAAUCUAAAGAAACUUGAAAUGUCUUCAAAUCAGAUAUCAACUUUUCCAGAUGAGAUUUGCAGCUUGAGGCACAUUGACUUCAUUGAUCUGUCAGAUAAUAAACUGAAAUUGAUCCCUGAUAAUAUUGGAGAAUUGCAAGCAAUGGAAUUGAAUUUAAAUGCCAACCAAAUUUCUUAUUUACCUCAUUCCUUGGCUGCUUGUCCUCGGAUGAAAGUUUUGAGACUUGAGGAGAAUUGCCUCCCUCUAGAUGCAGUCAAAGAAACCUUGCUGAAGGAGUCAAGACUAUCCCUGCUUGCACUAGAUGGUAAUUUGUUUACUAAGAAGGAGCUUCGUGAAAAGGAGGGAUAUGAUCAGUAUAUGGAAAGGUUCACAGCAACUAAGAAGAAGUUCACUUAAUCAAGGCAAAUCAUUUCUGAAAUGUUAUGCUGAACACUGAACACUGUUACAAAAAUUUGAGUGUUAUAUCUCCCUUUGAGUCAGUUCAUCAUUUUGCAGUGCAAGUGAUUGCUGUACUGUAUUGCAUGCUGAAAAUGAAGCUGGUUUCAAAGGA